Lathyrus oleraceus (garden pea) is the source of this 1856-nucleotide messenger RNA. Its product is annotated as protein WHAT'S THIS FACTOR 9, mitochondrial. Lineage: Eukaryota; Viridiplantae; Streptophyta; Magnoliopsida; Fabales; Fabaceae. Gene Ontology annotation, molecular function: RNA binding. The transcript has a single exon. The record is from RefSeq and is a predicted model, not a curated record. Bases 339 to 1511 code for a protein of 390 amino acids.
UUCAAGUUUUUAUUUCCAUUUUCAUUUUUUUGUGUUCUUUUAGGUUAUUAAGUGUGUUUUUGGUAGCAGAACUAUGAACGUUUUUGAAUGAAUUGAACAGAGAUUGAUGAUAGGAUUUGAUGAAUUUUUUGAUAGGAUUUGAUGAAUAUUUUUGUAUUCUUUGCCGUGUUGUUGCCUGAUAGGAUUUGAUGAAUUUUUGAAAAGCAUUUGAUGCUUGAAAAAUCUUGUAUCUCAUUUUGCAAAACUGUUUAGAUAAACCUACGCCAAGGAAAAACCUGCAAUCUCAUCAUGCCCCCCUUCAUCCAGAUCAUUUGAUUCUAAAUUGAAUUUUUCACUCGAUGUUGCUCAACUUGCCCCAUACCCACAAAAUCCCCUGGCUUCCUUUCUCAAACAUCCAGAGGUAUAGUUAUGUGAAUGUGUACAUGAAAUGGAAAAAAGAUUCAUACUAUGACUCGAUUGAGCACAUUCACCACUCUAUUCAGCUCAAGCCGGUUAUUGCCCUAAAAAAUUCCAUUGUCCAGAGUCCUAAUGGGUGCAUCCCUAUCUCUGCUGUAUCUAAGAGGGGAUUACAGUUAGAUGUGCCAAUGAAGGUUUCAAGAUUUAUGAGGCAAUAUCCCUCCAUUUUUGAAGAGUUUAGAGGUCCUGCGUGUAAUCAUCCUUGGUUUAGGAUGACAACUGAAGCUGCUGAGAUUGACAGGGAUGAGAAAAAAGUAUAUGAAGAAAGUAGGGAGGAAUUAAGAUCCAGGUUGAGGAAGAUGAUAUUGAUGACCAAAGAGAAUGUUCUACCUUUAAAGAUAAUUCAAGGGAUGCAAUGGUAUUUGGGCUUGCCUAGUGAUUUUUUGCAGCACCCAGAACAAAAUCUUGAUGAAUCCUUCAGGUUUGUAGAGAUGGAAGAUGGACUGAAGGGGCUGGCUCUUGAAAGCAGAGAGAGGGUUUAUUCUGUACUGGAGAAGAAUGCCAUAAAAGGAGGUUUGAACUUCGAUGGUUCAUCGGCAGAUGCAAUUGAAUUUCCUUUUUUUCCAUCAAAAGCUUUAAGGGUGAAAAGUAAGAUUGUAAUUUGGCUACAUGAAUUUCAGAAGCUACCAUAUAUUUCACCCUAUGAGGAUUUUUCAAAUUUGGAUCCAAACAGUGACAUAGCAGAGAAAAGACUUAUUGGCGUUCUUCAUGAACUGCUUUCCCUAUUUAUUGAUCAUUCAGCCGAAAGAAGAAAGCUCCUUUGUCUCAAGAAGUAUUUUGGCUUUCCACAGAAAGUGCAUAGAGCAUUCGAGCGGCAUCCCCAUAUGUUUUACAUGUCUUUUAGGAAUAAAACAUGCACCGUUAUUCUUAAAGAAGCUUACUGCAAUGAAUUGGCUAUUGAGAAGCAUCCUCUUUUGAGUGUGAGGAAGAGAUACAUCAAGUUGAUGAAGGAAUCAGAAAUGAUUUUGAAGAACAGGAGGAUGAAAAAUGGAUUUUCUAAUUGCACUGAAAAACUCAAUUUAGAGUCAAAUGAUCUGGAUGAAGGGGGGACAUGAUAUUGCAGGUUUUUCCUUGGAGUAUGUUUAUCUAAAAUUUUUACAGCUUUUAAUUUAUUUAUUAUUUUUGUUUUUCUAUAUAUUUGAUUUGAUUGCCAAGUGUUGUGCUCACUUUCAAUUGUAUUUCUAACUAGUUAAGAAAUCGGUGUGGUUCUGUUCCAAUUUUGAUGUAUGUGUUGUUCAAGAUAUAUUAUUUCAUGUCUAAUGUUGAAUUUGGUAUGAUUUCCAAAUCUUCCAUAGUGGUUUCACAUAAUUUGGCUAUCUUUACUAAAAAACCCGGACUUCAUGAUUUUUUUGUUUACAAUUACUGCCCUUUUUUAUUGUUGAUUUUGUGUUGUAUUCCUU